Messenger RNA from Propithecus coquereli (Coquerel's sifaka), 6365 nucleotides. It is a transcript of the gene PPFIA4, whose product is annotated as protein tyrosine phosphatase, receptor type, f polypeptide (PTPRF), interacting protein (liprin), alpha 4. Gene Ontology annotation, molecular function: protein binding. The transcript is spliced from 30 exons. Gene Ontology annotation, cellular component: presynaptic active zone. Bases 512 to 4126 code for a protein of 1204 amino acids. Gene Ontology annotation, biological process: synapse organization. The record is from RefSeq and is a predicted model, not a curated record. Lineage: Eukaryota; Metazoa; Chordata; Mammalia; Primates; Indriidae.
AGCUACCUCGGCGCCGGCUCGGCUCUCUAGGACGUGUCCGGCUGCCCGGGUCGGGGGCGGCUCCCGCUGCCUCCGAGCCAAGCUGCCCGGCCUUCGGCGGUUGCAGGCAGACCACACUGCCCUCCAGAAACGAUGGGUGUCACUAGACCCAGCUGGGACUCUGCCAGGCUCCAGAGCUCAGUCUAAGAGAAGGGCCAUCUUCCAGCCCUGCUCCCCCUGCCUGUCAUGGCCACAUUCGGCUGCUGCCUGCUUGUUUGGGAACACAGGGCACCCAGCCCCAGCCCUGAGAGGUUAAGCCAGGCCUUCUGGCUCCAUGUCGCAGGGGCACUCCCGGCCUCAGGCCCCGUUCGGAGCAAGAGCAACUGAUGACAUGGGAGAAGCCCCUGCCUACCUGUCCGUUCACCUGGCACUGCCCGCUCUGAGACCCAUGCACUGGGUUCCCCUGGAGGUGCCAACCCUGUGAGUCCCUCCCCUGUUCCCUGACGCUGAGAAGGCCCUGCCUAGCCCCACCAUGUGUGAAGUGAUGCCCACAAUCAAUGAGGGGGACCCCCUGGGGCCCCCCCAUGGCGCCGAUGCUGACGCCAACUUUGAGCAGCUGAUGGUGAACAUGCUGGAUGAGCGGGAGAAGUUGCUGGAGUCCCUUCGGGAGAGUCAGGAGACCUUGGCGGUCACACAGAGCCGGCUCCAGGAUGCCCUGCAUGAGCGGGACCAGCUCCAGCGCCACCUUAACUCCGCCCUCCCCCAGGAAUUUGCCACCUUAACCCGGGAGCUGAGCAUGUGUCGGGAGCAGCUUCUAGAGCGGGAGGAAGAGAUAUCAGAGCUGAAGGCAGAACGGAAUAACACAAGACUGCUUCUGGAACAUCUGGAGUGCCUGGUGUCCCGCCACGAACGGUCACUUCGGAUGACUGUAGUGAAGCGCCAGGCCCAGUCGCCCUCAGGGGUCUCCAGUGAGGUGGAGGUGCUGAAGGCCCUCAAAUCAUUGUUUGAGCACCACAAGGCCCUGGAUGAGAAGGUGCGAGAGCGGCUCCGGGCAGCGCUGGAGCGAGUCACCACCUUGGAGGAGCAGCUGGCAGGUGCCCACCAGCAGGUGUCUGCCUUGCAGCAGGGGGCAGGGGUGCGGGAUGGAGCGGCAGAAGAGGAGGGGACUGCAGAGCUGGGGCCGAAACGCCUGUGGAAGGAUGAGGCGGGCCGGGUGGAGGAGCUGCAGGAGCUCCUGGAGAAGCAGAACUUUGAGCUGAGCCAGGCCCGGGAACGACUGGUCACCCUGACAGCAACCGUGGCUGAGCUUGAGGAGGACCUGGGCACGGCCCGCCGGGACCUCAUCAAGUCGGAGGAACUGAGCAGCAAGCAUCAGCGGGAUCUCCGGGAGGCUCUGGCCCAGAAGGAUGACAUGGAGGAGCGAAUCACCACACUGGAGAAGCGCUAUCUGGCUGCUCAGCGCGAGGCCACAUCCAUCCAUGACCUCAAUGACAAACUGGAGAAUGAGCUGGCCAACAAGGAGUCCCUGCACCGCCAGUGCGAGGAGAAGGCCCGACACCUGCAGGAGCUGCUGGAGGUGGCAGAGCAGAAGCUGCAGCAGACGAUGCGCAGGGCAGAGACGCUGCCAGAGGUGGAGGCUGAGCUGGCCCAGAGAAUUGCAGCCCUCACCAAGGCUGAAGAACGGCAUGGCAACAUUGAGGAGCACCUGCGGCAGCUGGAGGGGCAGCUGGAGGAGAAGAACCAGGAGCUGGCAAGGGUGCGCCAGCGGGAGAAGAUGAACGAGGACCACAACAAGCGGCUGUCAGACACCGUGGACCGACUGCUUAGCGAGUCGAACGAGCGCCUGCAGCUCCACCUCAAGGAGCGCAUGGCGGCCCUGGAGGAGAAGAACACGCUGAUGCAGGAGCUGGAGAGCUCGCAGCGGCAGAUCGAGGAGCAGCACCACCACAAGGGCCGCCUGUCUGAAGAGAUUGAGAAGCUGCGCCAAGAGGUGGACCAGCUGAAGGGCCGAGGGGGGCCGCUUGCGGACGGCACCCACGCCAGGUCACACAUGGGCAGUGCAGCGGACGUGCGGUUCUCCCUGAGCACAGCCACCCACGCACCCCCAGGUCUGCAUCGCCGCUACUCGGCACUGAGGGAAGAGCCUUCCAAGGACUGGGAGCCGUCUCCACUGCCUGGGGUGCUGGCCUCCACGGCUGCGCCUGCCUUUGACAGUGACCCUGAGAUCUCUGACGUGGAUGAGGAUGAGCCAGGGGGUCUGGUGGACUCCAUGGAUGUUGUCUCUCCCAGCGGCCACUCAGAUGCCCAGACCCUGGCCAUGAUGCUGCAGGAGCAGCUGGAUGCCAUCAACGAGGAAAUCAGGAUGAUUCAGGAAGAGAAGGAGUCCACGGAGCUCCGCGCUGAGGAGAUUGAGACGCGUGUGACCAGCGGCAGCAUGGAGGCCCUAAACCUGACACAGCUGCGCAAGCGCAGUUCCAUCCCCACCUCUCUGACCGCUCUGUCGCUGGCCAGUGCGUCCCCCCCACUCAGCGGCCGCUCCACACCUAAGCUUACCUCCCGCAGCGCUGCCCAGGACCUGGACCGAAUGGGGGUCAUGACCCUGCCCAGUGACUUAAGAAAGCAUAGGAGGAAGCUGCUGUCGCCAGUGUCUCGGGAAGAGAACCGAGAGGAUAAAGCCACCAUAAAAUGUGAGACUUCUCCUCCUUCCUCACCCAGGACGCUGCGGCUAGAGAAGCUUGGCCAUCCAGCCCUGAGCCAGGAAGAAGGCAAGAGUGCCUUGGAGGAUCAGGGCAGCAACCCCAGCAGCAGCAACAGCAGCCAGGACUCCUUGCACAAGGGUGCCAAGCGCAAGGGCAUCAAGUCGUCCAUUGGCCGCCUGUUUGGGAAGAAGGAGAAGGGCAGGCUGAUCCAGCCGAGUCGGGAUGGAGCCACGGGCCAUGUUAUGCUAACAGACUCCGAGCCCAGUCUGCAGGAGCCCAUGGUGCCUGCCAAGCUGGGGACCCAGGCAGAGAAGGACCGGCGGUUGAAGAAGAAACACCAGCUGCUUGAAGAUGCCCGCAGAAAAGGAAUGCCCUUUGCCCAGUGGGAUGGCCCUACUGUGGUCUCCUGGCUGGAGCUCUGGGUGGGGAUGCCUGCCUGGUACGUGGCAGCCUGCCGGGCCAACGUCAAGAGUGGUGCCAUCAUGUCUGCCCUGUCGGACACAGAGAUCCAGCGGGAAAUUGGCAUCAGCAAUGCCCUGCACCGGCUCAAGCUCCGGCUGGCCAUCCAGGAGAUGGUGUCGCUGACUAGCCCCUCCGCCCCGCCCACCUCCAGGACUUCUUCUGGGAACGUCUGGGUCACCCACGAAGAGAUGGAAACUCUGGCAACAUCUACUAAAACAGACAGUGAGGAGGGCAGCUGGGCUCAGACCCUGGCCUACGGGGACAUGAACCACGAGUGGAUCGGGAACGAGUGGCUGCCCAGCCUGGGGCUGCCCCAGUACCGCAGCUACUUCAUGGAGUGCCUGGUGGACGCGCGCAUGCUGGACCACCUCACCAAGAAGGACCUGCGCGUCCACCUGAAGAUGGUGGACAGCUUCCACCGAAGCAGCCUUCAGUAUGGCAUCAUGUGUCUGAAGAGGCUGAAUUAUGACCGGAAGGAGCUGGAGAAGAGGCGGGAGGAGAGCCAGCACGAGAUCAAGGAUGUGCUGGUGUGGACCAAUGACCAGGUGGUUCACUGGGUCCAGUCUAUCGGGCUCCGGGACUACGCAGGAAACCUGCAUGAGAGUGGCGUGCAUGGGGCCUUGCUGGCCCUGGACGAGAACUUUGACCACAAUACGCUGGCCCUGGUCCUCCAGAUCCCCACACAGAACACCCAGGCACGCCAGGUAAUGGAGAGGGAGUUCAAUAACCUGUUGGCUUUGGGCACAGACCGGAAGCUGGAUGAUGGGGACGACAAGGUGUUCCGCCGCGCGCCCUCCUGGAGGAAACGCUUCCGGCCGCGGGACCACCACGGCAUGCUCAGCGCCUCCGCGGAGACGCUCCCGGCGGGCUUCCGCGUGUCCACCCUGGGGCCCCUGCAGCCCCCGCCCGCCCCGCCGAAGAAGAUCAUGCCGGAAGCUCACUCCCACUAUCUCUACGGACACAUGCUCUCUGCCUUCCGGGACUAGCCACAGGGCCGGCUUCCUCUUCCUGGGUUUCACAGCCUCCACCGGCCCUCACCCCUCCUGCUCGGUCCUCUUCCUCCCACAGCUCCUAGUCUCCUCGUGACUUUCCACUUGCCCCUGAUCUCAGCAUAUACGCGUCCAUCCGCCUGGCACCCCACUACCCCAAGUCCCACAGUAUUUCCUUUGUAAGUCUUGGCGGCUGUGGCUGGGGUCUCAUGGGGGUGCAGAGGCCCAGGUUGUCCACGCGUGGGACUCUAGGGGAGCCAGAGAAGGGCAGCCCAGGGAGCGUGUGCAUUCCACCCUCCCUCUCUGGACCUAGCCUGGUCUGGACUACAGCUUCCACCAGGAUGAGGAUCCUGGGCCAAGGGCUGGGAUGACCCUUCCAGGAAAGGGUCACCAGACUCUGCCCUGCUUGGGCUGUUCGGCCUAGGGUCCCUGUCCACUGCUGGCUUUGCCAGAUGGUCUGACCGCUGGUGUUGGCACCCCCAGCACCACCCCUUCCCCACUCCAUCACCACAACUGCAGUUCCUGCCUCUAGGACCUGCUUGGGGGUUGGUGGGGGGCUGCAGAGGGCCCUGUUCUCCCUCAGGAUGGUAGGGCUGGGAGGAAAAAGACGGAGGUAGAAAUUCCAGGGCCUGGCUUAAGCUGAAUCUCAAAUGUGAGUUUGGGAAGAAUCAGAGAGAAAGCGACCCCUGAGCUUUGGGCAAAGGGUGAGGAUGGAGAAGCUCUCAGCCCCCUGCCCAGUGAGAGGUGUAGGAAGGCCAGCCAGAGGGAGAGCUGGUGGCCUCUGGUAGCCUUGAGCCCAAAGGGCAGUGGGAAUGCCCCCUGCCGGGCUGGGAGGAGGGGGGUUGUGUGGCUCGGGCUCUGGGGCAGAGCAGAUGCAACCACGCACUGCUGACUCUGCUCCCCGCAUCCCUUCCCUUUCUCUCCCCUCUGCCUCUCUUCUCUAGUAAUCCCAGCCCCAUAAGAAUGAACCUGAGGGGAGGAUUGAAUAUACAUUGACCCUAAAAUCAUGUUAGGGAAAAAGGCAGACUGAGGCUUCCUUUCUCUGUCCUCCCAGGAAGAAAAUAAAGCUCCCCCUCCCGUAAAUCAUGUCCCAGGUCCAGGAAAUCCAGUGUUGAAGGCAGUCACUCUCCCGCCUGUCCCCGAAUCACCCAGCCCUCAUUCCGUGCUCUUUUGGAGUGCAAGGACUUUCCUCCAGAAAUUCCCAAGACCCCCCAGCUCCCACCAUUUUAACUAUGUUCUCUAGGAGCAUGGUGGGAACCAGGGCUGAGGGAUGCAGAGUGCAAGAAAUCCCUCUUCCUCACCCAGUCCCUCAUUCUACAAAGGUGCCUGAAAAUGUUCAGGACUCAUGGGUGGGAUGAUGGAACCUAGGGCUUCAUCAAAAUUAGAGGAAAGCAAGAGUGCCUGGAGCGUGUUCCUUGGACAGGGGCCAGUGCAGUGCCAUCCUGCAGGUGGUCGGAGCAGCUGCUUUGCAACCUGAUCUGCUCGGGUUCUGAGCAGGGGCUGGACUAGCAGUGGGAUAAUGGGCCAGAGCACCCUGUCCAGAAGGGGCGAUGAAGCCUGGGGCAGUGCCAGGGCUUAAGCCUUCUGCCACUUUGCAGUAGAGGAGAAGUUCGCCAGUGGUGUUGGGUGGGCGCUCCCUAGGCUUGGGCAAGGCAGCCACCUGCCCUUGCUCUCCCUCCCUGUUCCCUGGCCUCCUUGCCCACCAGGCUGCUUGAGCUGGAGGAGUCGUUGGACAGAAAAUGAGUUGGAUGGACAGAAAGAGCCCCCAUCCCUGGGUAAUGGAUGCUAAGAUCAUGGAGAAACCCCAGAUUCCUGAGAUGGGUGGAGUUGAGCACUACAAGGCCAUCUGACUCCUUCAGGUCAAUGGCCUAGCUGUGUGGGAGAUUCAGCCCCAGCCUCUCCUCCCUACAGCGUGACCCCGUCAUGGUUGGCCAUGUCAUAAGGCAGCAGCUGGGGGGAGCCAGGUCCAUUCAGGGAACCUUGGGAGUAUUGCAGCAAGGUGAUAGAGAAAUCUGUGCGGACAGCGAUGGCGUCUUGGUGUAUCUCUUGCCUCAUAGUCAAUAUAUUUUUUUCUUUGGAGAGUCACCAGUGACCCGAGCCCUCCUCACCAGCCUCCUGUGUCUUGUCAGGUCCCUUAUCAGUACUGUACUGGCCCAGUGCAUCAGGAGUGUGUAUGGGUGUGUGUGGGUGUGAGUGUGGGUGUGUACACACCAAUAAACAACCUGGUUUUAAGACA